Molecule: messenger RNA, 3105 nt
Organism: Rasamsonia emersonii CBS 393.64
Lineage: Eukaryota; Fungi; Ascomycota; Eurotiomycetes; Eurotiales; Trichocomaceae
Product: NRPS-like enzyme
Exons: 2
Coding region: 1-3105 (1034 amino acids)
Source: RefSeq, a predicted model, not a curated record
AUGGCCGAGCAAUAUGGACGCCGCUUGAUGGUUGGCGUCCUUGAGGAGGAGGCGCAACAUAACCCCCAGCGCGUUUUCGCUUUGAUACCUGCAUCGUCCGACUUGCAAGAUGGAUUUCGUCAAGUGACCUUCCAACAGAUGAAAGCUGCGGUGGAUUAUACGGUCCACUGGCUUCAAGCUGCAUUUGGCACGUUCUCUUUACACGAGACUUUGGCUUACGUUGGAGUGCCAGAUCUGCGAUACAACAUUCUCUUUUAUGCUGCUCUGAAGCUUCGUCUGAAGGUCUUCCUUCCCUCGCCCCGCAAUCCGCCUGCUACCAAUGCCUCCCUCUUUGAGCAGACUCAAUGUACGAAACUGGUAUGCUCGCCAGAGCUGGCGCCAAUGGCAGAGAAGAUCCAACUAGCUGUCAGCUCACUGCGUUGCUUGAUAUUCCCACCGUUGGAUGAGCUCCUCACGGCCCGGCCGGUACCAGUACCUUAUACAUUCGACUUCGAUCAAGUCCGACGGGAGCCCAUCCUUAUCUUGCACUCCUCAGGAUCUACAGGAAUACCAAAACCGGUGACGAUGACGCACGGAAGUUUUGCUGUUGUGGACAACGACCGCAACUUCCCGACCAUUCCCGGCCGUCGCAAUCAUGACUUGACGACGUGGGAUUUCCCUCCUGGCAGUUACCUGUAUGUGCCGUUUCCGCCCUUUCACCUGGCGGGAUUCUUCAAUAAUGUCAUGCUGCCUGUCUUCACGAAGACAGUCCCAGUAUUCGGUCCUCCGACGCGUCUGCCAAGCGGAGGGCUUGCUGCACAAAUACUCCGGAGCCUAGACGUCCGAGGCUGUUUUCUGCCACCCACGAUUGCUGCGGAACUAUACCACGAACCGGAUGGACCAGACCUGCUCAAGAGGCUUGACGUCCUCUGCUAUGCAGGAGGACCAUUACCGGAAGCCAUUGGAAACGAAUUAGUCAAGCAUGUACAACUUUGCCAGUUCUAUGGCUCUACGGAAAUAGGCCAAGUUCGGCAACUUGUUCCACCUAAAGAACACUGGCAAUACAUGGAAUUCCAUCCGCUGGGAAAUCAGGAACUUCAGCCUGCCGAUGACGAUGCUUAUGAGAUGGUUAUUUAUGCUAACGAAGAGACGGAAGACUUUUCGGCUUUGAAUCACAACUUCCCCGGUGUUCGCGAGUAUCGUACUAAGGAUUUGUUCAAGCCGCAUCCGACUCAGCCGGGGCUCUGGAAGUUUCAUGCUAGACGUGAUGACAUCAUUGUUCUCUCCAGCGGAGAGAAAGUCAACCCUAUUCCAAUGGAACUUGGUGUUGAGGCUGUUUCUGGUGUUGCUGGCGCCUUAGUCGCUGGUCAAGGCCAGCCACGAGUGGCCUUGCUUGUCGAGCUGAAACCAGAUCAUGGACUUGGCCCGGAUCCCGUGGCUGCUCUUUGGCCUCGGGUCGCUGAAUUGAACGCAAACACCUCUGGUCCAGGUCGUGUUUCGAAAUCGAUGAUACUGGUUGCGGAUGCCAAAAAGCCCUUUGUCCGGGCAGCCAAGGGCACUGUUGUGCGUAAAUUGACUCUUGCAGCUUAUGAAACCGAGCUCAAAGCGCUGUUCGAAGGCUCUCACACGCGAUCGCAACCGAAGGCCUUGAAGCCAACAGCAUUCCGUCUGAACGACGUGAAAACUCUCAUUCACUCAAUCGCUGAGGAUGUUCUUGAUCGUCAGGACGUCAACGACGCAGAGAAUCUGUACAUUCAGGGACUUGAUUCUGUCAAGACGCUUGAAACGAUUGAGCAAUUGAGAGAGAGCCUCAAAUCCCACUCGAGCGAACCCCUGCGCUGGCUAUCACCAGAGAUUCUCUACAAUUACCCAACUGUCAAUGAGCUCUCUACAGUCUUACUAGAGUGGUUAAACACUGGCGCACAUCCGAAACAGACGGACAGGGUUGCCAAAGUGAGAGACAUGCUCAGUCUCUACGAGGCAUCUCUGCCAACAAGCUCUGUGUCUCAAUCCGGUGAUAGUGCCCGCGAAACAUUGAGCGUCGUCCUUAUAGGCUCAACAGGCUACCUGGGACAAUAUCUUCUUACGGCACUUUCACAAGACCCCCGCGUCGGUCGAAUUAUCUGCUUGAAUCGUUCCGCUACGGCGCGUGAGCGAUGGGCAGCCCACACAAACCAAAGUCAAAGCGAGUGGGAGAAUAAGAUACGCUUUAUACAAGUGGAUUUCACGAAAGACGCGUUUGGCCUCCAAGAGAACGUCUACAAUGAGUUGAAAGAUGAGUGCGACGUUAUUCUGCAUUCCGCGUGGCAGGUCAAUUUUGUCCUUCCUCUCGCCACUUUCACAGACAGCCUGAGCGGUCUCCUGAACUCCAUAAAGCUUGCUGCUGCUUCUAAACGUCGUCCACGUCUUCUAUACAUGUCUUCGAUAGCUGCCACAGGCGUUUUUGGAAAGCCCGGAUCUCCCAAGAAACUGGUGCCUGAAGACGCUGUGAACGAUGCAGACGAAGCAAUGCGGACCGGGUACGCAGAGUCCAAGCAUGUGGCUGAACAGCUGAUCCGCGCUGCCAAUACUAAAUCUGGAUUGCUUGCGAGCGUGUUGAGAAUCGGCCAGAUUGCGCCAGCGUCGUCUAGCUCCCACAAGAUCAUAUGGCCGGCAACGGACUCUUCGACGUCGCUUUUGAGAACAUCAAAGACAUUGCAGGCGGUGCCUACCGAUCUGUUGGAUAUCGACUGGUUGCCUGUCGAUGUCGUUGUGAGUAUCAUCCAGAGCAUUAUGCAUCAAGAUUGCUCUGCGACAGCACCAACGGAAAUUCGAUACUACAAUCUGGUCAAUCCCGUCCCUACGCCUUGGUCGGAAGUCGUUCCUUCAAUCCAGAGUUGGUGUGGCAAGACUACCGUCACCAAAACCCUAAAAGAAUGGAUAAAAGUAUUGAAGAGUCAGAGUUUCAAGCACGAUCCGCAGCAGCUGCCGGCUCUUCGGCUACUCAGCUUCUUCGAACUACUGUCAGAAAGAGGCGAUACUCAUGGGUACCACCAAGAGAAUCUCCUAAAAGUCAUCGGCAAUACUCUUGAUAUCAGACCCGUCGACGCGAAACAGUUGGAAGCUUGGCUUGCAGCAUUGGAGUGA